Akanthomyces muscarius is the source of this 951-nucleotide messenger RNA. RefSeq lists its product as uncharacterized. The record is from RefSeq and is a predicted model, not a curated record. NCBI's taxonomy places the organism in Eukaryota, Fungi, Ascomycota, Sordariomycetes, Hypocreales, Cordycipitaceae. The transcript has a single exon. Bases 1 to 951 code for a protein of 316 amino acids.
AUGUACAUUUGUUCUAUGGCGGCGUCGAAGAUGGAAAACAGCUCACAGCCUCUUCUCUACACCGAUUGUGAAGGCUUUAGAGGAAGUGGCGCUGGCGAAUUCAUGAAGGCAGAUGAGGAAGAGAAGAAAAUCCCGGAACAUGAAACUCAUGCACAACAAGAAGAAAGCGCAGCGUCAAGCGGCCAAGAUGGUGAAACAUCGAAGAUGGAUACGAAAGAAACCUCAACAGGGGUUCGGCGCAAAAUCGACGCAGCGGUUACACACACUCUCAAAUCCAUUAGCCGCAUGUUGCAGCCUAGCAUGACAAAGCGAUCCACGGCAGUGGACGAAAUGUUUCCACGACUGCUGUACAAUUUUUCCGACGUCAUCAUCUACGUUGUCAGCCAUCAAGCCGCAAAGACCAUGGGGCUGACCUUGAACAAACUCGUCGGCUGGAGUGAUUCGUCGCACGAGGCAGCUAUAAACCGAGUGGUUCUUCCUCACUUCAUCAUUGUCAUCAAUAAAUGUCCAAAGGGGAGCGUCUGGGAUCAAAAGCUGACUACCAGCAGCAUUUUAAAGGAGCAGGCGGAUCUAUUGGCAGAAGACACAGCUGGCACGAACAGAAAAACCAUAGACCAGCUCAACAAAUCAUAUGCGUCUGUCCAGUUCAUCAAUAUUCCCAAUAUGGAGGAUACAAAACCGCGUGUCGAACAGCUCGAAGAUUUCUACUCCCUGAUCGUGACGACGGUCAAGGCUGCUCAGCAAAACAAAGCCGAUGUUGGCAUGUCAUUGCCGUCGAGGUCUCUGCAUCAAUUUUAUAAGACGGCCUUUGAACACUACAGUAGAACCUUGGAUGAGCCCUUCAACUUCAUACGAGCCCUGGCGGAGGCGCAACCGCCGGUGAAAUCUCUCGUGAAUAGCUUUCGCACCAUUAUGACGGCAGCCAUGAAAGCCUUGGAUGUUGGGCGUUGA